Jaculus jaculus (lesser Egyptian jerboa) is the source of this 936-nucleotide messenger RNA. Its product is annotated as olfactory receptor 2Y1. The coding region runs from base 1 to 936 and encodes 311 amino acids. The record is from RefSeq and is a predicted model, not a curated record. Lineage: Eukaryota; Metazoa; Chordata; Mammalia; Rodentia; Dipodidae. Gene Ontology annotation, biological process: G protein-coupled receptor signaling pathway. The transcript has a single exon. Gene Ontology annotation, cellular component: membrane. Gene Ontology annotation, molecular function: olfactory receptor activity; G protein-coupled receptor activity.
AUGGGAGGUUUCAACACCAGUUUUGUGAGGGGCUUCAUUUUGGUGGGCUUCUCAGAUUGGCCUCAACUGGAACUCUUCCUUUUUAUCUUUAUUUUGAUUUUUUACUCCCUAACUAUCUUUAGCAAUACCACUAUUAUUGCUCUCUCCCAACUGGACCUUCGUUUACACACACCUAUGUACUUCUUCCUCUCCCACCUCUCCUUCCUGGACCUCUGUUUUACCACUAGCACUGUGCCCCAGCUUCUGAUCAACCUUCGUGGACUGGACAGGACCAUCAGUUAUGGUGGGUGUGUGGCCCAGCUAUAUAUAUAUCUUGCCCUGGGAUCCACUGAGUGUGUGCUCCUGGUGGUGAUGGCCUUUGACCGUUAUGUUGCUGUGUGUCGCCCACUCCACUACAUGACCAUUAUGCAUCCUAAGUUAUGCCAGGCAAUGGCUCUUUCUUCUUGGGCGGGAGGCUUUGUGAACUCUCUGAUUCAGACAGGCCUCAUGAUGGCCAUGCCUCUCUGUGGUCAUCGACUCAAUCACUUCUUUUGUGAGAUGCCUGUUUUCCUGAAGUUGGCUUGCGAAGACACAGGAGGAACUGAAGCCAAGAUGUUUGUGGCCCGGGUCAUAGUUGUUACGCUUCCUGCGGCGCUCAUUUUAUGCUCCUAUGUGCACAUAGCUCAGGCGGUGCUCAAGAUCAAGUCCAUGGCUGGGCGCAGAAAGGCUUUUGGGACAUGUGGGUCCCAUCUCUUGGUGGUUUGCCUUUUUUACGGCUCAGCCAAUUACACAUACCUCCAACCCAUCCACAGCUAUUCUGAGAAGGAGGGAAAGUUUGUUGCACUUUUUUAUACUAUAAUUACUCCCAUUCUUAAUCCUCUCAUUUAUACUCUACGGAACAAAGAUGUGAAGGGGGCUUUUUGGAAGGUGUUAAGAAGAGGCAGAGACUCAGGGUAG